UAUUCCUCUCAAACCUCAUUUUUUCUCAUGUCCAGCUACUACUUCUCCUUUCGGUGAAAAUAUAUCUCAAACCAAAGCUAGCGGUUACUUCAAACUUUCAUAUCAUCACAAAUAUAUAUCUACAUAUAUAUAUAUAUAUAUAUAAGCACAAACACACAUCGUUUUCCUUAAAGUAGUACAAGAGAAAGGGGGAAAAACAAGAAAAGAAGAAGAGGAAAGAGAAACAUGGGACGUCACUCAUGCUGUCUGAAGCAGAAGUUAAGGAAAGGUCUUUGGUCACCUGAAGAAGAUGAGAAACUCUUCAAUUACAUCACUCGAUUCGGCGUCGGUUGCUGGAGUUCAGUUCCUAAGCUUGCUGGAUUGCAAAGGUGUGGAAAGAGUUGCAGAUUAAGAUGGAUAAACUACUUGAGACCCGAUUUAAAGAGAGGAAUGUUCUCACAACAAGAGGAAGAUCUCAUUAUCAGUCUUCAUGAAGUUCUUGGCAAUAGGUGGGCACAAAUUGCAGCACAAUUACCAGGAAGAACAGACAAUGAGAUAAAGAACUUCUGGAAUUCAUGCCUAAAGAAGAAGUUAAUGAAGCAAGGGAUUGACCCAACGACACACAAGCCAAUAAACGACACUGAAGUGAUCAAGGAAAGUAACAAGAGUAUGAUGGUGAAGAAUAGUAAUUCUAGAGACCAAAUUAAGGAUCACCAGUCUAAUUUGGCACCAAACCACCAAGCUUCACCACUACUUCCAAAUUAUGUCUCCUCAACAUUGGCCUCCCAUGGACCCACAUUCCUCAUCUCCGAUUCCGCUUACCUAGAAUCCGCUGCCGCAGCCACCGCCGGCGGCGGCGGAUCAAACUUCACAUUGAGCAACAACAAUUCACUAUCUUUCUUUGAUAGUGCUAUUAAUGAGGCUUAUAAUAGCAAUUGUGAAAAUCUCAAUAUUUCACAAUUCCAAACCUCAAUUAGACCCUACAAUAAGUACUAUGAUCAUCAUCAUCACCACCAAACAGCCUCAACAAGCUUCAAUGCCAGCUUCACUUCAAUGCCGAGUUUAGCAAGCUCCGACCGCGGAAACAUGUCCAUGACCACGACCACAACCACGACGGCGACCGCAGACUUCUCCGACAACAACAACAACAACUCCUUCUUCUUGAACGAGGUUAAGGAGAGCAACUCCAGCAACAGCUCCAACGUUAGCAACUAUAUGCAGAACAAUAAUAAUAAUGUGGGAUUUUCUUGGGAUGCCGACAACAAAUUGGACUCGUUUUUUCAGCAGUUUCAGGUGAUGAAUAAUGGCAUCAAUGUUAUAAAAACUGAGGAAAUGAUGAUGAGGCCAACAGCUACAAGUACUACGAAUUCAUCAAUAUUAUCAUGGCAAACCUCUCAUGUGGAUCAUUUGAUCAGUAGCUAUCCGUUAACGUCGCUUUCAGAAGAUUUAACAGGUGCUAAUUUUGAUAAUGUUUUCCAGCAUAUUUCAUGA
Molecule: messenger RNA, 1470 nt
Organism: Morus notabilis
Lineage: Eukaryota; Viridiplantae; Streptophyta; Magnoliopsida; Rosales; Moraceae
Product: transcription factor MYB86
Exons: 3
Coding region: 226-1470 (414 amino acids)
Biological process (GO): regulation of stomatal movement
Source: RefSeq, a predicted model, not a curated record